This is a messenger RNA of Pantherophis guttatus, 1324 nucleotides long. RefSeq names its product Nedd4 family interacting protein 2 (gene NDFIP2). The record is from RefSeq and is a predicted model, not a curated record. NCBI's taxonomy places the organism in Eukaryota, Metazoa, Chordata, Lepidosauria, Squamata, Colubridae. Gene Ontology annotation, biological process: positive regulation of protein ubiquitination; ubiquitin-dependent protein catabolic process; metal ion transport. Gene Ontology annotation, molecular function: WW domain binding. Gene Ontology annotation, cellular component: Golgi apparatus; endoplasmic reticulum; perinuclear region of cytoplasm.
GGAGGGAGGAAGGAGGCGGUCGUCAGGGGAGGAGCCAGCCGCACCGCCGGAGCGAAGCAGAGCCGGAGGAAGACGGAACCGGGAGGAGCGAAGAAAAAGAAGAAGAAUUAGAGGAGGAGGAGGAGGAGGAAGAAGAAGCAGGCCCGGAGCUGAAAGGAGGAGAGCGCUGAGGCGGCUAGGCCAGACGCGCCUCCCCAACCCCCCCCCACCGCGGCACGGCCGCCAUCAUGGAGCAGCAGCAGCAGCAGCCGCCCGUCAGUCGGUACCAAGUGCUUCACAAUGAAGAUGACCCUGCCGAAUCUACAAUUGAACAACCGUCCACCUCUACGGAAACUGCACCAGCUUGUCAAACAGAGGCACCUUUACCUGAGGUGGAUACUUCCCCUCCACCUUAUUGUAGCAUCGCUACAGAAGCAGCUGCACCAACAGAAGUGGAAUCGCCCAACGACUUUUACCCAGUGCCGCCUCCCUACAGCGUAGCUACCUCUCUUCCCACUUACGAUGAGGCGGAGAAGGCCAAAGCUGCAGCAAUGGCAGCUGUGGCAGCAGAAGCAGCAGCGCAAAGACACGGCCAUUUUAGGGAGUCUAGGAGUCUGUUUGAUGAAAUAUUCCUGAGUCCACCGGAGGAAGAAGAAUAUCCCCCGAGAGAUGACUUCAGUGAUGCAGACCAACUCCGUGUGGGGAAUGAUGGCAUUUUUAUGUUGGCUUUUUUCAUGGCAUUCAUUUUCAACUGGAUUGGAUUUUGCUUAUCAUUCUGUAUAACUAACACCAUAGCAGGAAGAUAUGGUGCAAUCUGUGGAUUUGGAUUGUCUUUGAUCAAAUGGAUUCUUAUUGUCCGGUUCUCGGAUUACUUCACUGGCUAUUUCAAUGGACAGUACUGGCUUUGGUGGAUAUUUCUUGUACUUGGCCUCCUUCUAUUUUUCCGAGGUUUUGUUAAUUACCUGAAAGUUAGAAAUAUGUCUGAGAGUAUGGCGGCAGCUCAUAGAACAAGAUUUUUCUUCUUGUAUUAGAGAUUGCAGCAACCAGGCAUUCCUCUUUAUCAAUGUGAACUUCCAACCCAACAGUUACCUUCCGACGAAUAGGGAACGAUGACUACUGUAUCUGAAGCAGGAUUCUUUUUGCCGCUUAGUGAAUGACGGAAUGGUUCAUGCUUAAGUGCCAGUUCUGUUCAUUCUAGUCAAUAUUUAUAUUAAGCAUUGCCUUUUGUCUUGCACAUAUAUACAUAUACAAUAUAUAUAUGUGCUAAUCAGCAAGAACUUUAAAAAAAAAUAAAAUCCAUGCAUAUAGUCUGCUAAGCAGCUGAAUACAGUAAGACUUAACUAAA